AUGGAGUUGGCCACUUUUGAAGCAAGGAAAAAGUCCGAACUCAAUGAGGACAUGGCCGUAUGUCUUACCCCACUUGAGAACAAGAUGUGUGAUUUCUUCACCAGAGUAGAAAUCAGGGGAAAACGAGGAAGAGGAGUCCCUGUGCUCCUAAAACCAUCAAUGGUCUCAGCUAUGGAGCUCCUAGCUGGCACUCGUGAGGUGUGCGGAGUCUCCAAAGAGAACAUCUACAUGUUCGGUAGACCAGAAGCAUUAUCAGCUUACAAAGGAGGAGAAUGCAUCAAAAAGUUUGCAAGGGAGAGUGGUGCCAAACAUCCCGAGGUCUUAACCUCAACAAGGCUCCGAAAGCACAUAGCAACAAUGUCUCAGGUACUUAAUCUUCAAGAAAAUGAAGCAGACCAAUUUGCAGACUUUCUGGGUCAUGACAUUCGCGUACACAGACAGUACUACCGCCUGCCCCAGGGAACCCUUCAGCUCGCCAAAAUGAGCAAAGUGCUUUUGGCAGUGGAGAAGGGGACUCUCUCACAGUAUAAAGGUCAAACCCUUGAUGACAUCGAGAUUGACCCUGAAGAAAAAGUUGAUUCCUCACAAGAUCAGGAUGUGUCAAGUGAUGAGGAUGAGCCGGAUGAGUCGUCCACUGAGGCAACAAGUGAAGACGACCAUGAGGCAACAGGUGAAGAUGACCAUGAGGAAACAGGCGAAGACGACCAUGAGGCAACAGGCGAAGAUGACCAUGAGGCAAAAGGCGAAGGCAGCCAUGAGGCACCAGAGACUACAUCUCGUCUUCCGACCACUUCUUCCAGAGCUCCUCUCAAUAAAGACAACCGAGGUAACUCCAGACGUAAGUGGGAAGACAAUGAGGUACGUGCAGUUGAAAGACACAUGAUGCGCUUCAUCCACAAAUGCAAGCUACCUCAAAAGAAUGACUGCAUACAGUGUAUCAACGCGGAACCUUAUGCGCUGAAAGACAGAAACUGGACUGGAGUGAAAAAUUAUGUCAGAAAUCGAAUCACUGCCUUAAAGAGAAAGGCCUGUGCUCAGGAAUAG
Sebastes umbrosus (honeycomb rockfish) is the source of this 1044-nucleotide messenger RNA. RefSeq lists its product as uncharacterized. Bases 1 to 1044 code for a protein of 347 amino acids. The record is from RefSeq and is a predicted model, not a curated record. Lineage: Eukaryota; Metazoa; Chordata; Actinopteri; Perciformes; Sebastidae. The transcript has 3 exons.